CUUAACUGCUCUGGCUCAACCAGCUUCACCCUUUUCUCCUUUUUUUCUCCUCCUCCUCCUCUCUGCCUUCUUCACUCACACCCGUCGGACGUGUGCACGCUCAGGACGAGAAUGGCAGCAUCAUCUGCACGGAGAACAAACGGGCCCUGCAAAAUGUUGGCUUUUGCAUUGCUUCUCAUCGCCUCAGCCUUAAAUGGAGUUGCAGCACAGGAGGAAGAAGUUGUCACAGGGACGACGCCACCUAUCCUGGUAGAUGAGAGCUUUCGAGGAGACACAGGUCCAAGGGACACUGAAACUGCGGAGCCAGAGGAUCCACAACUCCCAGUUUUCCCCACUCUGGGACCUCUAGAAGAGACUGAACAGACUACAGAAGCAGCAGCAGAAGCAGAAGCAACACCAACAUCUACACAAGAGGCAGGAGACACCGACGACAGCGUCGCUGCAGCUACAGAGCCGUUCAAAAUUGAAGUACACACUGAUAUAGUCACAGUUGUGCAACCAGAGACCCCAGCACCUCUACCUCCCAGAGGAGACGGCGGAGGCAACAAACCACAGCAGGUGCCACAGGAAGAUGUUGUCUGUGUCAGCAAAGAGGCGGUCCAGGACAAAAACGCAGUCAAUCUAAGACUCAAGGCCUCUUCCAACUGUAAAGACACCAAGGUGAAGAUUGAAAGUGUUCUGGAGGAGCUGUGUGGUGAAGACUGUAAGCUUGACAUCUACCAAGAGGAUAACUCGGACGAAAUCAUUGUUUCUGGAAAAUAUGUUGAAGAUGAUGUUGCAGGCAUGGCUGACAAGUUCAACAAUGACAACAUUAAAGAUAAGACUGAUGUGGAGGAGGCUGUUCCUCACUGGGGGAAGAACUCAAAGUUGGUACUGGUUUCCCUGCUGCUGACUGGCCUGUUGUUGGCUGCACUGCUGGUAGCUGGUUAUUACCUCAAGACCCACCGCAAGAACUCCAAAGGAGUCAGACUGGCUGAAUCUUUCCAGGUGGAUGAAGAGAACCAGGCCAACACCCUGGUGUCUGUGGCCCCUCUGCCCCAGGAGCCGGUCGACAAGCCCACCGUCAACGGUGAGUCUCCACCGGAGAACGGGACCAACCCCGCCCCCACCACUAACGGACACUCUGCCACUCAGACCCCCGUGGCUGACACGGAGAUGUGAAUCAUGACGCCCCUGACCUCCUGUUCUACCCAACACCCACUGGGACAAACUACCCACAAGCCCCUCUGCUGCCUCAGAGACUGUCAACACACUGAGACAAAUUCACCAUGAAUCCACCAAGUACACUCACCUCCCCUCUUCCUCCUACUGCACCUCUCGGGAUGAUGAUGAUGACAACAGCGAUGAACUCAUGACUACGAUGACAAUAAUGACAAUGCCUGUAAUGUGAAAAGUUUGGGAUCACUGGCCUUUGCUGGUGUAAGAGGAGCCUACAUACGCUGUGUUUGGGACUGAGACUGCUCAGCAGGGCACUGACUGCGCUUUGUUAGCGGCCCUGACUUCAGUCGAGUUGUAACAAUCAUUGUAGAAUCCCCCAAAAAUACCAAAUGUGCUGCUGGUUCCAGACGAAAAGCAGCAAACGCUCUUUUAUUUCAAUCUGCAAUUGUGGUGCCAUGAAACCAAUGAAACCAGGCAGUUGAAACGAGACCAGCUUUUAUACAGUUUUAAAAUGAACUGACGAUCACUGCUUGAUUGAUUUUUUUCUCUUUUUGAUUCAGGAAAUGUUUGUUUUUGCAGCCUUUCUUUUUGCCUUAACCUUGUUAAGAACUAUGAAGUGUGAGAUGGGCAAAAAAAGAAGUUCAAUCCAAUCAAAGUUGGUUGAAUUUUCUCACAGAUUGGCAAAUUGUAAUUAAAACUGCCAUGUUGGCAAAAAUGUGCCAAUUGUUACCAUUGUUACCAUUCUUGAUAAAGACCAAAGACCAGUUGACAUAUUAGCAAUGUACAAAAUAGACAAGAUAGCAAGCAGCAAGCAUGGUCUUUGGUUUUACUGAGGAAUGAAACAAUGCAACCAAGCUAAAUGUUAGCUAAAGUUUUUGCCUCAUUGAGACUGAAAUGCAUAAUGGACAACUACCGACCUUUGGUCAAAGUUUAAUUGGGAUAGGUUGCAAAGUACAUUUUUAUUUUUGUGAUGCGUGGCGAUUUUCAUGAUAACUUUAGUGUACAGAUUUGUUUUAGUUUUUUUUACAAAUGCAAACUUUUACUACUCUCACUUCUGUCUUUGGGAAUGGUGAAGAGUGGCAGCAUUUUUUAAAUUCAGAGCAAAAGAAAAACACACAAAAAAAAUAUGUGAGUUUUCAAGUUGCUGAGCUGGUAAACAAAAUCACUGCCAUGAAAUUUCCAACACAACAUAAAGCAGGUUCAACAUUCCCAGGACUGCCUUUAUCUCCUUGUUGAUAUAAAACAUUGUUUUUUUUACAUCAAUGGUACACAUUUUUUAGCUUCUCUUUUGAACACCUGACUGCUUUCAUAAUGUACUGCAUGUGUAAAUAAGCCUGCUUUCUCUGUUAGUAGUACCUGUGCCUGACUCAUAAACUGUGAUUGUUGACAAUA
This is a messenger RNA of Centropristis striata (black sea bass), 2550 nucleotides long. RefSeq names its product hematopoietic progenitor cell antigen CD34. Gene Ontology annotation, cellular component: membrane. Lineage: Eukaryota; Metazoa; Chordata; Actinopteri; Perciformes; Serranidae. The record is from RefSeq and is a predicted model, not a curated record. The coding region runs from base 112 to 1161 and encodes 349 amino acids. Gene Ontology annotation, biological process: cell adhesion. The transcript has 8 exons.